Molecule: messenger RNA, 358 nt
Organism: Musca domestica (house fly)
Lineage: Eukaryota; Metazoa; Arthropoda; Insecta; Diptera; Muscidae
Product: histone H2A-like
Exons: 1
Coding region: 1-342 (113 amino acids)
Cellular component (GO): nucleosome
Molecular function (GO): DNA binding; structural constituent of chromatin; protein heterodimerization activity
Source: RefSeq, a predicted model, not a curated record
AUGUCUAGUCGUUGUAAAGGUGGCAAAGUUAAGGGAAAGACAAAGUCCCGUUCCAACCGUGCUGGGCUUCAAUUCCCCGUUGGCCGUAUCCACCGUCUUUUGCGCAAAGGCAACUAUGCUGAGCGUGUUGGUGCCGGUGCUCCCGUCUAUUUAGCCGCUGUCAUGGAAUAUUUGGCUGCUGACAACAAGAAGACUCGUAUCAUUUCACGUCACUUGCAAUUAGCCAUCCGUAACGAAGAAAAAUUUAACAAAUUGCUGCCUGGUGUUACCAUUGCCCAAGGUGGUGUAUUGCCAAACAUCCAAGCUGUUCUCUUGCCCAAGAAGACCGAAAAGAAAGCCUAAAUUAUAUCAAAAGGUA